This is a messenger RNA of Penicillium vulpinum, 1014 nucleotides long. RefSeq lists its product as uncharacterized. Bases 1 to 1014 code for a protein of 337 amino acids. The transcript is spliced from 3 exons. Gene Ontology annotation, cellular component: cytoplasm; nucleus. Lineage: Eukaryota; Fungi; Ascomycota; Eurotiomycetes; Eurotiales; Aspergillaceae. The record is from RefSeq and is a predicted model, not a curated record. Gene Ontology annotation, molecular function: DNA-binding transcription factor activity; protein binding. Gene Ontology annotation, biological process: regulation of DNA-templated transcription.
AUGGAUGUCAAUGUGCAAUUCAUGAGCGACUCGGCUAAGCGGCGACGCGACCAGAAUCGCCUAGCUCAACGCAAAUUCCGCGAGAAGAAGCGGUGGGCGUCGCACAAUUUUACUUUAAGGACGUCUCAGCCACCUCAAUCUAUUCCAACUGUCAACAAUGUGGACAUCCCGGUCAACUCCUUGCCGGCAUUCCCGAAUGCACUCCCCAGACGGACAGGAACUCUGUCUCCAAACGAAACCCAGAUUUCUAGCACAAGGCCAGGGCCCAUACAGCACCUCGAUCUCGACGCGAUUCACCCAUCCUGGGAUCAAAUGAACCCCGACCUUUCCUUUCCAUUGUCCGAUUCAUUGCCCCUUCAGUCAAGCUUAGCACACGCGAAUUUCCCUCCCAGCAACUCCUCUGGUCCCACUUCACACACAGCGCCCUCCAACAGCACAUCAAGCAGCUAUAUAAGGUCGCUUUCUCGAUCUGAAAAUAGCUAUAGCCCGCCAUUCCAUCGCAGGACAUCCGAUUCCGACAUUCGCCCAGAGAGCCUGCAUUUCCAGUUGCCACAGUCUCACAACGACGAUACGAUUGGCGCACUUCAUAUUGCCGCUCAGAAGGGCCACGAAAGGAUCGUUCGAGUCCUAUUAAUCCGUGGUAAUAUAGAUGUAAAUAACCAAGAUAGCGACGGCCGGACUCCCUUGAUAUACGCGAUCAUUGAAAAUCAUGAUCCAGUAGUCCGCCUCCUACUCUCCCACGGCGCUCGAAUAGCCGUGUACGAUCGUGAGGGUCGCUCGGGACUGCACUGGGCUGUUUUGUACAGAAGACUCGGGAUACUCCAGCAUCUACUCGACCAUCGCGCUAAGUACGAGCGCAGUUUGGAUCUUGAUGCGUAUGACAAUGCCGGCUGGACGCCAUUGCACAUGUCUAUAGAUAGAGCCUUCGAGGCUGGAGUGUUGAUGCUCCUCCAGGCAGGCGCAGACGUCAAUGCCAAAGCACAAAAAUGUCCAUAUAUGGGCAAUUGCCGCUGA